This is a messenger RNA of Vanessa tameamea, 7046 nucleotides long. RefSeq names its product tyrosine-protein phosphatase non-receptor type 23 (gene mop). The record is from RefSeq and is a predicted model, not a curated record. Gene Ontology annotation, biological process: protein transport to vacuole involved in ubiquitin-dependent protein catabolic process via the multivesicular body sorting pathway; endocytic recycling; early endosome to late endosome transport. Gene Ontology annotation, molecular function: protein binding; protein tyrosine phosphatase activity. Lineage: Eukaryota; Metazoa; Arthropoda; Insecta; Lepidoptera; Nymphalidae. Bases 135 to 5843 code for a protein of 1902 amino acids. The transcript has 21 exons. Gene Ontology annotation, cellular component: endosome.
UUUCACUUUAUCUAUACGUCUAAUGUGAAUGAUAUCCAAACAAAAAAUGACAGGACUUUAUUAAAGAAAUCCAAUUUAUGAUGAAAUUUGUUUCAACAUUAAAAACUUUACAGCAGUAAAAAACUUGAUUAAAAAUGGAAGCUGUUCCUAAAUUACCGUUAAUAAGCUUUGAGUUAAAAGUGAGUCAAGAAAAUACGCAUUUUGGACCAAAACUAAAACAAUAUAUAGCGGAGGCAUACAGGGAGGAUCCAGAUAGCUACGGAAAUGAGAUACACCAAUUGGAAGGACUGCGGUCGACGGCUGUUAGACCAACUCUCGACUCUGCAGGGCUUAGUGCCCUUAUUCGAUACUUUUGCCAGCUAAGAGCAAUCCAAAGCCGUUUCCCAAUGGCUAAAGGUCAACCCGUUGCCUGCACAUUUGCAUGGAAAGACCUGUAUGCUAACAUGAGCUGUUCUCUAGCAGACAUAAAAUUUGAAAUGGCUUGCAUAUUGUAUAACAUUGGAGCUUUACAUACCCAACUUGGUUCAUCUGAGCCAAGAACAUCAGCUGAUAGCCUCAAAUCUGCAUGCCAGCACUAUCAACAUGCUGCUUGGGCAUUUCAAUUACUGAGAGAACAGUAUUCACAACCACCUGGUGCUGAUAUUUCCUCUGAUAUCCUAAAAUUGUUACAAGAAAUUUGCUUUGCUCAGGCUCAAGAGUGUAUCCUCGAUAAAAGCAUACAAGACACAAGGAAGCCUAGUGUUAUAGGUGCGGUAGCUACACAAGUAAUGUAUUUUUACAAGAAUUCAUUAUCCCUGUUGGGUCCUUCAGCUGGUACGGAUAAUAUACAUGAGAUAAUUGGGACAAAACUUUACAUUUAUUGGCAUCGUUAUUUAAGUUUUAAAUUAUAUUACAUCGGAUGUGUUGUUACAUUAUAUCAAGGUAUGCAUGCUGAAGAACAGCAGAAAAUGGGAGAACGUGUUGCCUUUUAUCAGCUUGCUGUUGAUAGACUCAGUGAGGCAAGAAAGCUAGCAAAAUACAUUGAACCUGUACAAGUAACUCAGGAGGCACUGACAUUUACGAAUGACGUUGUUGAGGGAAAACGAAAAGCAGCUAAGAAUGAGAAUGAGUUUAUUUAUCAUGAGGAAGUGCCAGAAAAGGAUAUGUUGUCAGAUCUCAAGCCAGUAUGCCUAGUGAGCGCUGUUGCUAUAAACUUCAAUGAUCCUGAGGUAUCAGGGCCAGAUAUUUUUUCCCGAUUAGUACCAAUGGUGGCUCAUGAAGCAUCUUCAAUGUACUCAGAGGAGAAAGCGAAGCUGUUACGACAUGUGGUUACACAAGUUGACGCUAAAAACACUGAACUGAUGGAGUUUAUGUCUUCUCUUCAGCUUGAUCAACUCGAUGUUAUGGAUUCUGAUCAAAAGAUUCCUCAAGAAAUUGUCGAUAGGUGCGCUGCAAUGAAUGCCAAGACUGAUAUUAUCCAGACUCUCGUAGACUCCAUGAACAGUCUCGCCGAGAUCAUCAGUGAUGUGGAGCAUUCCCUUAAUGAGAUAAAAUCACUCAUUCAGGAAGAAACGAUGAAAGAAAAAGAAUAUCAAAAACAAAUGGGUCCUCGACCCCCUUCGAUCGUGCAGACCGAGAUAUCUCGCGAGUACCAUAAGUACCAGGAGGCGCACUCGCGCACCAACGAGAGCAACCAGGUCCUGCACAAGGCGAUGACGCUUCACAUCGCCAACCUGAAGCUGCUGUCCCAGCCGCUCGACGUGCUGCAGAACAAGAUACCCAGCAUCGAGAACAUCGAGGGGCUGGACCGCGACGCGAUGGCGGAGAUGCGGCGCGUGGUGGGCAAGGCGCGCGAGAUGCAGCGCCAGCGGGACGCGCUCGUGGAGCAGCUGCGCGCGGCCGUGGCGGCCGAUGACGUCACGGCGCGGCUGCUGGCGCGCGGCUCCGACCCGCUCGACGAGAUCUUCCGCCACGAGAUCGACAAGCACACGCCGCAGGUUAAAAUAAUAGAGCAGAACUUAGCGGCCCAAGAAAACAUAAUCAACAAGCUCACCUCGCUGUACGCCUCAUACGGGGACUCGAGACGGCUGCUCUCGGACGUGCUCAGGAAGAGGGAAGGACUCAUAAACGCACUGGUGACGUCAUACGACACGCACGCCGAGCUGCUGGGCAAGUCGCAGAAGGGGCUGGAGUUCUACCGCAAGCUGUCGCACAACGUGGGCGGGCUGCUGGCGCGCCUGCGCAGCGUGUGCCAGGUGCAGCGCGAGGAGCGCGCGCAGAUCCUCGCCGCGCAGAAGGCUCCAACGCCUGUAUCAUCGGCUGCCGCUAAACCCGUCGAUGCUGCGAAAAUUCUUAAUACCGUUCCUCCGCCGAGCAGCGGAGGGACUUUGAAGCUGAAAGACUACCUUCCGUACAUGAAGAACAGGUCUCUCGCUCGACCGCCAGCGGCGCCCCAACCUCAAACUGAAUCGAUACCUAGUGAGUCAUAUUAUCCAGAGACGAUUUAUCCGACAUCGGUUCGGCCGACGCCUGUGGGAUCAGAAGCAACAGAUAUAACACAACCGAACCUACCCGAUGGCGUAGUUAUGCCACAAGGGAUGCAAAACGUUCUGAACCCUUAUGCACGACAGUACCAACCUUACAUGCCUGCUGAAAAUGAUCCUUAUUCAGCUAAUUACGCUUACCAGAUGGCGAAAUUUAGCAAGCCAGACGAGAAUUACAGCUAUUCUCCGUAUACUCCACCUCAAUAUUCAACACAGAUGCCCGAUCCUCAAACAUAUACAAACCCAUGCUACUCCGCGACACAUAACAACGGCACAGCUGUCACUGACUCGCAAAAUUCAGCUGCGUAUAACAAUAUGAAUCAAGUUAACGUAAAUCAAAAUACAAACCAAUACAAUGUGUACAACGAUCCCUACAUGACCAACCAAAUGGGAUCUACAUUUGAUCCCAACGCAGCUCAGUAUAACCAAGUCAAUCAAGAUUUCAACGCGAGUUUUGCUGCAAUGCAGGUCUCUGCUCCGAAAGCGGAACCUACCAGUAAUUACGGUGGCGAAUAUUCGCAAACGCACUACAGCGUUCAAUAUCCACAAUCGUUGACGCCAAAUAUGGCUACGUACAGUAACGCUGGACAUAAUUCCAAUACUAAUAUGGUAGAUUCACCAUUGCCGACCGGAAACAGUAUGAACUACCCAUAUACUGAACAAAUGCCACAAUAUGGCCAAACUAUGCCUAAUACUAACAUGAAUUUGGCAAAUCAGCAACCUAACGUACCAUAUUCUGUUCCCAAUAGUUCAAAUCAAAUGCAAAACAUUACGAACCCAAACAUACAAUACUCUAUACCAAACGUGUCUAAUACAGUGACAAACAUGUCUAAUGCUAUGCCAAACAUGUCUAAUACUAUGCCUAACAUGUCUAAUACUAUGCCAAAUACAUCUAAUGCUAUGCCAAAUGUAUCAAAUACUGUUCCAAACGCACCAGCUGGUACAAUGAAUUACGCCAAUCCAAUGCAGAAUAUUCAGCAUUCUAUGCCAAACACUUUGAAUCCGGUAUCCAUGGCGAAUUCUAUGGGUCCUAUGCCGGUUGCCUCUGGAUAUUCCGAUCAACAGUAUGCGUACUCAUCUACAAACGCUAAUAUGUCUCAGGGUUACGUAUAUACUAAUGCGGAGAAACCUGUAACGGCUGUGACUAAUAUGAAUGUACCAAAUUUCGGAGCAGGACAAACAUACGGUGUUCCAAACGAACCGACGAGCUAUGCCGAUACAAACUUUUCUCAAAUGGAUGCACUAGAUAAACCGAUAAAAUCACACGUAACUGGAGAAGCUUUAUCGUCAAAUAUACCUAAAUAUCAAAAUUAUAAUAUGCCAAUGAAUUAUGUCGCUGAUCCAAACUACCAGCCAACUAGUACACAAUACAGUGAACAAAGUAACAUAAGUUAUGGACAGUAUCAAAACCACCCUGGUUACACUUUUAACGCUACGUCGGGUGGUUACGAUUACAAUUAUGGGUCACAAAACACGUAUACAAAUUAUGGAGAAUCUAAUGUAAACCCUCAGACAGCGGAAAAAGAUGUAAAUUGGGCUAAUCCAGGAAUGUACACGAAUGCUGGAGCUUGCAAUACUGUACAGUCCCCGUCUGAGACUCCUCAAAUGCCUUCAGCCGAUGGAAAUAAUCCGCAAACGUACUUCAAUUUACCUUACGGCUACCUGACCGCUACAAAUCAAGCAAACGAAUUCGUUAACUCAACUCAAACGAUUGAAGUGACCACAAACUACUGUGCCAAUAUGAAUAAUUCGACCUACAUGCAAUCCGGACAAGCUCAGGAUACGAGUGUUACAUUUACUAACAAUCAAGUUUCAACAACAAAAGAAAAUGUCAUCGAACAAUCUGAUCUGAAUGAGGUAUCCAAUCAAAAUUAUCAGCCAAUUGAGUCUACCGCUCAAAGCAAAACAGUUGCAUCAACAAACCAAACUCCACCCGUAGAAAGUGCUCCAAAUAAAAUCCCAGAAACAAAUCCAGUUUCCGAGGAUCGCGAGGCAGAGGACCGAAAGCCCGAAUUGACAACAUUCGAUCUGUUAUCCGAAAUAGAUUUUACCGUUGAACAAAAACCGCUUAUGCCUGAAAUUAAGGUGCCCCAGAUAUCUGAAAGAGCCAUAUUUAAACCAAACGUUACGACUAAAGUUGAGCCUGCUGUGAAACAAAUGCCCAAAGAAGAAGAGAUAGAGAGGCCGGAGAAAAGGGAUAUAUUUUCAGAUCCGAGUUUGCUAAAUCAAUUCACGCAGGAGGUGAAGAAUUUACAAAAGCUUACCGAUUCGUUGACCAAUAAAACCGCUGCUGGGAUAACCGUUUUAGAUUCGAAAUGGAAAUCCUUUCAAGAAGUGCAGGCAAAAGAAAAUAUGAAUAGAUCAAAAUCAAUAGCGAUGCAGCACACCAGAGGAAACAUAGUCACUGAAGUUGUACCUUAUGACGACUCUAGAUUAACUUUGAAGUCUGAUCCGGAUGCUUACAUCAACGCUUCGUAUUACAAGCAACUUGCUUCAUGGUGCAUUCCAUUGGUGAUAGCAAAGUGCCCCGAGGAGUACGAGUACAAGGUCUUCUGGAAAGCCAUGCUCGAAAAUAAGAUAGCCUGCAUCGUCUGCUUGCUCAGUGAAAUCGAGAUGCAAGGCAACGCUUAUUGGCCCACGGCAAAGGGUCAAUCCAUAGACCUCUCGGACGGUCUUCGCGUCACCUUAGAAGAGGUUACCUGCACCGUACACUGGACUGAGAGGCAAUUGACUAUAGUUCAAGGAAAGAACGUAGCGAAGGUCACGCAUUACCAGAUCAACGUUUUUCCGGCGAAGAUCGCGUGCUCCCCGCUGGUGCUGCUGGCGGACCGCGUGCUGGGCGCGGCGGGCGCGGGGCGCGCCGCGCUGCAGUGCGCGCGGGGGGCGGGGCGCAGCGCGCUGCUGGCGCUGCUCGUGCUGGCGCUGUGCCAGCUGCGCGCCGGGCAGCUGCGCCUGUGCGAUAUGCUAGACGCGGGUUGUGUGAACUUAUACAAGCAUCGAACGAACGUGUUAGAAGAUACCAAGUACCUAGCGGAUGCGUACAGGACCGUUUUGUUUUACGCGCAAGGCGUUCUGUGUUCGGGUACUACAAUGUUCAACGGUGAAGCCGUAUCCCUAGCCAGCGGAGCUUCAGUACUACCGCCUUCAGUUCUGCCCCCCUCCCCGACAGUAUCGGCGACUGCCUCGUCCACAUCGACGAACAAAGCUAAGUUUUCACGAGAGUCGUUUGAAGAAAUGCGUCAAGCUCCAGGGCUUAAGAGCGGUGAUAUGAAGGAUCCAUUAAACUUUUUGGAUCCGCUGUGGAGCUUGAAGAAAAAGUAGACGACUGAAAUCGUCAACUUUUUCUUAGAAUUUUCUUUCUUUAAUUUCCUCGCUGAAGUAAAAAUCCGGUCACACCCCACUUUGCUAGCUGGAACUUAGAAUUUUUGGUACUAAAACAGAGUGAGGAUGUAAAAUAAAAUUAUAGGAUAUUACUAUAACACUGAAAUUAGUAUACUUAAGUAUUAUUUUAUUAUUAUAAAAAUUAUGUCAUAAGUGGUUAGAAUUUUUUUUUGACUUACGUACCUUGCUCUUUUUUUUAUAAUUCUUUAAGCUGCUUUUAAAACAUAUUGAUGUAAUGUUGUAUAAAGUCACGAAUGUCUCACUUAUAUUUCAAACUUAGGAGGAUAUUUAUUUAAAAUAAAGUUGUUAUUAAAAAUUGUAUAAAACAAAAAAUUUAUAAAAAAAAAUGAUAUGCGGUCAAUGACUUUUUAACAAGGAAUUUAUAAGACUACUUAAAAUAUUAUUGAUGUAUUAAAAAAUAUCCAAGUAAAGUUAUAAAGGGAGCAGACCGACAUGGCCCUAUUUUAUAUAUAUAUAAUAUAUAUUUAGCGAAUAUGUUGAUAUUUUUGUCAAAUGAAAUCUUGUAUCUACAAAUUAUUAUUAUUAAAACAUAACUUAAGUAACAAAAUUGUGGAUGUUUUUCGUUUCGUUUCGACUCAAAACCGAUUCCAAAUUAAAACAUAUUCGUAGAAAUGAAUGCGGAAGGUUGCAACCAGAAAUCGUCAUUUCUUUCUUUAUCGUCAUAAAGACUCACUAACCAGUAAUGUGGAUGUUGCUUAAACCUAAUUGUAAUAAUAAUAAUUUGUCACGUAGGUUUUCAUAAAUUGUAUUCAGAACAUUCCUUAUUUAAAAUUAGAAUCUUUUCUUUUUUUAAUAACCAAUCAUUGAAAAUAUAUUAAAUAAUGUGACGCAGAUUGUGACUCUCGGGUGUUUAUGGUAAUUCGCCAAUAAAAACCCGUAUGUGUAUCUUUCAUUCAUUCUCAAUCGAUUCUUAGUUAGAAAAAAAAAACAUUUAUUAUUAUAACGAAUCAAUAUUUUUUUUAUUGUACUGUCAUAAAUUAUAAUGUAUAAUUCAAAUUAAAUAUACAUACGAUCGAUUUUUAAUCUAUAUUAAUGUAUUCGGCUGAAUGUAAGAUAACAAUUUAAGAUUUCUCUAGAGACUGGUAUGUUAUUAUGUACUUUAAAUAAAUAUUGGAAACCAAA